UCGUAAUUGUGAAGGAACAGCCAGUCACGGAGAGAAGCAGCCAUUCGUAGGGGUCUGGAGGGCGGGACUAAGGCGGAAUACGGGUGGAGAAGUGAAAUAAGGCGCUUUCUUGCCGUUUUUCCCCGCCUGACCGCUUCCUCCGCAGGGCAGUGGUGUGUGUGGGUGCUCGGUGUUCGCGGCGUGUCAGUCGCAGAGAUGUGACCGUGGGCGGGCGGGCAGGAGCGGCAGCUUUAACCGGGGGUUACUGAUUAAUCCAGCAGCGCGGAGACCAGCCUACAUAAAGACCUGCGGGCGGACCGAGCAGCACUGUGACAGCGGCGGCUCUCCAUUCAGCGCUCCAGCCUGUAGAGGAGGAGGUUGGUGACGGGACAAGCCGACCUUAUCUCGCUCACGCAUUUCUGAGGGGUUUGUAAUAGUAGCCCGGCUCCACAGACCUUUAAAUACAUCUCUGAAAGUCUUUCAACACCACGUGGUGUAAAGUGAGCCACAGGCCAGGCUGACUGGGCAGAGCUGCUUGGGACCUUUUCAGAGAAGACUUGACAGGAACAGAGCAGUGUGGGCCUGAGAGAGAGAGAGAGAGAAAGAAAGAAAGAGAGAGAGAGAGGGAGGAAAAAAAUCUACCACAAACUACUGAGAAACUUCAAUCUGCAAAACUUCUUCUACUUCUCCGUUUCUACUGAUCUGUUCUCGAGAUAUUGCUCUGCACCUGUGAGGGUGAGAAGAUAUCUUCAGAUAUCUUAUUCUGAGCUUGGCUUCCACUGCCUGCGUCGGUUGAAAUGCAUCUUUCAUUCGUUCGUUUGUCUUAAACGAGAGAACUGUAGUGAAUGGGGAACAUAAUUUGUAUGCUGCCCAAGUUCAGGCAGGAUCUUAAGCAAGCCCGAAGAGGGGUAAUGCACCUGCCUCUUUUGCUCAACCUGUAGUUACGAAGAGUUCCAGGAGCUGGAGGGCCCAGAGCGCUGCGUCUUUCAUGGGAUAGAUCGGCUGUGCAGAUCAGGCUUAAUCACUCUGGUCAGAAGAAGGAAAGCUGUGAAAAGUGCAGUCCAGCCUAUUUCUCCCCCAGUUUCUUUGUUCUAAACUUUAAACUUCAAGGCUUCCGCAUGGUACUCUGGUCGAAAGAGCAAGACAAACUGUCCACCGACAUGUCCACCGGGACGGAGAGAAUAGAGAUGAAGAAGGAGGGAGCGCCGCCGGCCUACCACCACUCCAAUGGGUCCGUCCACCCGGUCAUCCUGCCCGGCGACCCCGACGAGAGGCAGCCCAACGCCGGAGAGUACGAGCUCACAGAGGUUACCUCUUUCUCGGACCGGGCCGAGCAAGAGAACGACCAUUCCGAAAUGGUGGUCAUUGACUGUCGGGCCAAUGCCAAGGGGCAGAGGGAGGAGGACGCUCUCUUGGAGAACGCCAGCCAAAGCAACGAAAGUGAUGACACAAGCACGGACCAAAGCCCAGUGCCACCGGCUCCUCUGAAGGAGACAUCCUUCUCCAUCGGACUCCAGGUCGUGUUCCCUUUCCUGCUGGCGGGGUUUGGAACAGUGGCCGCUGGCAUGGUCCUCGACAUAGUUCAACAUUGGAAAGUGUUCGCUGAGGUGAAUGAGGUCUUCAUCCUGGUGCCUGCUCUCUUGGGUCUCAAGGGGAACCUGGAGAUGACACUGGCCUCUAGACUUUCAACUGCAGCUAAUAUUGGGCAGAUGGACACCGCCAAGGAGAUGUGGAAAAUGAUAAUGGGAAACCUUGCGCUGAUUCAGGUACAGGCCACCGUGGUUGGCUUCCUGGCCUCCAUUGCUGCAGUCAUUUUUGGCUGGAUUCCAGAGGGCAAUUUCAAGAUGGGCCAUGCAGUUCUUCUUUGUGCCAGCAGCGUUGCCACAGCCUUCAUAGCCUCCUUGCUGCUAGGCCUCGUCAUGAUUGGGGUGAUCAUAGCUUCCAGAAAGGUUGGCAUUAAUCCAGACAACGUGGCCACCCCUAUUGCUGCCAGCCUUGGAGACCUGAUUACCCUGUCCUUGCUGGCUGGCAUCAGCACGGGGCUUUACAAGGAGCUGGAUUAUAAUGAAUACGCCAACCCGGUGGUAUGUGUCUUCUUUAUCGCACUGACGCCUGUCUGGGUCCUGAUUGCCAGAAAAAUCCCAUCCACGAGAGAAGUGCUCUAUUCUGGGUGGGAACCAGUUAUAAUUGCCAUGGCAAUCAGCAGUGUUGGGGGACUUAUCCUGGAUAAGACUGUGACGGAUCCCAACUUUGCUGGAAUGGCAGUUUUCACACCAGUCAUCAACGGCGUGGCUGGUAACUUGGUGGCAGUGCAGGCCAGUCGGAUCUCCACGUACUUGCACAUGAAUGGCCUGCCCAUUGCCGAACCCAACCCUUCUCCGCAAAAAUGCCCCACACCCUGCAGCACAUUCUUUGGCUCAGGAGUGAAUUCCCGUUCAGCCCGAGUGCUCUUCCUCCUGGUGGCUCCUGGUCAUCUGGUCUUUCUGUACACUAUUAACUCCAUGAGGGGUGGACACACCACUCUCACCUACAUCUUCAUUGCGUUUUACUUGGCUGCUGCAUUACUUCAGGUGAUGAUCCUACUGUAUCUGGCUGACUGGAUGGUGCAGUGGAUGUGGAAACGAGGGAUGGACCCCGAUAACUUCUCCAUUCCCUACCUGACUGCCCUGGGUGACCUGCUGGGGACGGGCUUCCUGGCUCUGUGCUUCCACAUCCUGUGGCUGAUUGGAGACCGAGACACGGACGUGGGCGACUGAACCUUUACCCAAUCAGCUGUGGACCUUGUGCCUCCUUUGUCCAGCCAAGACGAGUCUGUUAUUUAUAAUACCAUGUAGAGUAAUGAUAUCUACAUUAUUAAGGCUACAAUAGCCACUAUGAUUGAUUUAUAAUGAUGACUUAUAAUACUAUUGCUAUAGUAUUGGUAUGUAAUGAUUAUUACAUUAUUGCUUAUCUUCUUGUGGGAGAACAGGAUUCCUCAUUAUUUUUCAAUGGGGAUGUUCAGCCCCCUUUUUUAUGGUCAGUCAUGUUGACAGCAAUGGAAAAAGAAACAAAACAAGCUAAAAAAAAAAAAAGGUUGACUUGAAAUGUUCACAAGCCGCAAAAAGCACACACAGAAUGCUCAAUCACUAAGUGCUCUAUGUAAAGUGAUAAAAAAUGAGAAACAAAAAGGUGUCAGAGUUCUGAGCUUAACUCAGACCUUAAAUCUUGACAGUAAGCAGUUAAUGGAAGUUUCUGGACCACAGAAAAUUACCUGAAUACACUCUUGUGCCAGAGGUUUUUAAAAAAAAAAGUAGAGAAACUGGAAUGUCUCUGCAAAGCAGUGCAGGCUAGAGACAAGCAAACCAAAACAAGACGAGGAAAGUCCAUGCAGGUCAUUAGAGUUUUAAUUAACUCUUACAUGCCGGAUCUGAACACAUGUUUUACAGCAGCAUAUGGAGAAUGAUACAGAAUGCAGUGAUUCACAUGAUGACAUUUACAGUUAAGCUUUCAGGGUCAGCUCCUGAGGCUCUUCUCCACUUAGAGAAGAACUUUGUUUCUCACUCAAAUCCGUUCAAAAAGAAUCUCUUAGGUGUUUACUUUGUUGGUGAAAAAAAAACAUUAAAUAAUAGUUUUUCUCUGAACUGCAUAUUUAUCGUUUACAGUUUCAUCUCGUCUGAGGUUGGCCGUAAAUUGCUUCCAUCCAUUGUGUACAGUUGGGUCAAAAUAAUGGGACACUAAUACAGGUAGCACAGCUGGUGUAGUAGCAGUGUUCAUAUACUGUACAAGCAGAAAUACACGUGUACUAAUUAAGGACAUCAAUUAGACCCUUUUUUGAGGAAGCCAAGUCCGCAAGCAGAUAAUGAACUGCUUGAGUAUGGUUUCACACUUUUCACACUUAGUUGCUGUCCAAAAUAAAACAUGUAUAGCCAAAAUAGUAACUUUAUUUCUAUCUCCUUCUCAUUUUCUUCCCAAUUUGGUAGAACAAUUACUCAAUCCCUGUUCAUAUGAACUCACUAGUAAUGCCUCAACACUACGAGGGUAAAGUCUGGCACAUGCCUUCUCUGACACAUGUGAUGCCAGCAGCAUGGCUAGGCAGUCAACAAGCUCUGAGGAAAUGGCUGGAUCAUCAGUUCCAGUACAGUACAACAGCUAACAGAGGCCUGUGCUGAUCAACAUGUGGUAAGGAAUUGCCUGAGGAAGCUAGGCCAAUUGUGUGCUCUCUGAUUCCGACUGCUAAUGGCAAGCAACAUGCAACAUGAUCCAGGAUUCAAAACCAGGAAUCCUUAGAUCAUAGACAGUGCCUUAGGGUGUUUUUCACACCAGCACUAUUUUGGAUCUCAUAUACUCAUAUUUGAGCUAAAUGGCUGUUCAGGUCCAGUUUAAUCUGAUUUAUUGCCCAUAAAAUCACUACAGCUGUUAACUAAUUCCAGCUCUGCUGCUUCUCCAUGCUAGGCUGUUUUCUCACUGAAGGCUGUAUGUGUAGCACUUGCUGCUCAUGCAAAUCUGCCUACUGAGCAGCAUCUGCACCACGCAUGCCAUUUAAAUCAAUGAAAUCGCAGCGGAAAAUUUUCCACAUUCAAUGUAAAAGCAGCGUCGCACUGCGCAAAUAUAUGCGCUAGUCUGUAACACAGGACCCUCAUAAUGUAUUUACUUCCUUGCUCCCGUGCCAGACAACUCUAACCAUUCAGAGGAAACGGCAUGCUCACAUAGUUUGUUGGGCCACAUUUUGGGGCGUGUAUGUUUUUGCCUGUGUGAAAACAAACCAAACAGAUUAAAAAAGGUUAAAAACGCAUUUACUCUGCUGAACCACGCGAAGCUUGGAGAAUUUCUAUUGUUUCUAUUGAAAUUUUGACACAAAGUGAAGAAUAUCUGCUACAGUCAAAAGCGUACCAAACUAAAAAUAAACAAAAAUGGAGAUCCAUGUUGUUCUUUAGACAGCAACGACAUAGGCUACUCUAUAUAGCUUGCGCAGCACAUGUUGCUGUGCAGUUUUUUUGACUGCUUGUGAGCAUGUAAAUCAGAACACUGGGCUUUAUGAGACACACUGUCUGAAACUGUUUUUUUUUGUAACAAGAACAAACUGUUACAAUUAAUUUUGCUAAGAAGCUUAACGCAAAAGGGCUAUUUUUUGUUUCUUUUUGAUUUUUUUGGACUUUUGUAACGCUGCAACAUUGCAUGGAAUGUGCUUUCUGAUUAGAAGUGCUGUCCAAUAUGGCUUUCUCUGAGCAGGCCUAAUUGGUUAGGUCCAAAUCUGAUUUGAUAUCAUGAAUAACUGCAAUAUGGGCACUUAUUCUCCAGUGCUCUUCUUAAAGCUGGAUGUGAUGAGUUUUUUUGUUUUCCAAAAAAAAAAAAGAAAAUGC
Messenger RNA from Astyanax mexicanus (Mexican tetra), 5318 nucleotides. It is a transcript of the gene slc41a1, whose product is annotated as solute carrier family 41 member 1. Gene Ontology annotation, molecular function: monoatomic cation transmembrane transporter activity. The record is from RefSeq and is a predicted model, not a curated record. Gene Ontology annotation, cellular component: plasma membrane. Lineage: Eukaryota; Metazoa; Chordata; Actinopteri; Characiformes; Acestrorhamphidae. Gene Ontology annotation, biological process: monoatomic cation transport. The coding region runs from base 1098 to 2735 and encodes 545 amino acids. The transcript is spliced from 11 exons.